Geodia barretti is the source of this 1779-nucleotide messenger RNA. Lineage: Eukaryota; Metazoa; Porifera; Demospongiae; Tetractinellida; Geodiidae. The record is from the annotation of a GenBank genome assembly.
GCACCGCUCGUCGUCGGAAAGAGAUGAUGGAAACGUACAACGUUUUCCUCGUGUUCGUGAUUGCUGUGCUGGCCCUCUCUCCUCCAGUCCAGCCGACCAGGAUACGCAGUAGCUGGAGCUACAAUCAGGGGACGAGACUCAACUAUCUGACCAAGUUCGGCGUCCAGAAAGGUCACCAGGUGUUCGCCUACGGCGGGUCGCUGCGCAAGUCCAGCAGCAGCAGUCAUUACGGUUAUGACGAGACGCUGGUGUUGGCGUUCGUCCCGUCCUCUACGUGGGACAAGUUCUACCAUCUGGAGAGCGACGACCGCCGAGACUGCCAAAGAUUCAUGGCUCCGUUCAACGGGAGUCUAUCGUCGGACGACCGUUGCUACCGUCAAGGGAACGACACAGCGGACCUGUACCGCGUCGUGCCGUGCGACCACCAGGAGACGUGCAGGAACCAGCACAAUAUCCCGCUCGUCCACGGCAGUAACUUCACCUUUCGCAUCGUCUCCCCCUCCACCCAGUACUACUAUCUAUUCCUGGUAGCUUGCAUCCAGAACAACGGGAGUCAGCCAUGUGAAUGGUUCGCCAGUGGCUCUGUAGCCAUAGACUUUAACGUCCACAUUGUGAACCAGACCCUCGUUUCCCCCCAACCCCUUCACUUACGAGUUCUCCUACAACCUCAUCGGGAUGAUGAUCCUGUACAUCAUAUUCUCCUGCAUCUACUUCACCGUCCUCUUCUUCCACCUCCUCAUGCACUCCUGUAUUUGCACCCCUGCAAACUACAAACACCACAGACUCACACUCAUAUUCACAGUCUCUCUGGCUCUCGAGACGUUCCAUGUUCUUCUUGUCAUGGCCCACUACUGUGUGUUCUCUGAGGACGGGGUAGGUCUGCGUCCCCUCCUCUACAUGGGGCGAGGACUCAACUUCAUCUCGGACUGGCUACUCAUCCUAGUCCUCAUCCUCCUCGGGAAGGGCUGGCAGAUCACUACUGCCACUGUCAGAUGGAAGAAAACCACUCUGGUCGUGUGGAUUGUCUAUAUUGUCGUCUCAGGCAUCUUCUUUUCAUGGAUCUUUGUACAGGAGCUGGUGUUUCCGUUCUCAGCACAGCCAAUAGAUUUCUACCAGACCUGGGCUGGCGGGCUCUAUUUGGCAUACCGUCUCGUCCUACUCCUCUACAUCAUGUGGGAGAUGAGACAGAUCUAUCUCAUUGAGAACAGGAGAUUCAAACUCAUUCUCUACCGGGCACUCAUCGUACUCUACAUCGUCUGGUUCGUGUUAUCUCCCCUUUUUCGUGACAAUAGCGAGUCUGCUAAACCCGCUGGAGAGAACUCGAGUCAUCGGGGUGUCUGUUCUGACCUUUGACCUUGUGAUAAAUCUGGUAAUGGUUCUGCUGAUGUGUCCAAAGUGGUCGCAGCAGUAUUUCCAGUUUACCAGCCAUCUUAACUACCUCUCUCGGGUCACCAUGAGGAAGAUCAAGACAGGCAUCACUCACUAUCGCACCAUCAGUAACUCAGUCACUUACGAUGAGAGUACAACUGACACACUCUCGCCUCUUUUCAACAAACCAUAAUUAUGUUUUUAAUAAGUGUGUGUGACUACAUGGUGUUUUUCCCCAAUUGGUGACUUGAGAAUUACGUGCAGAGAGAAAAAUAGGAGAAUGAAAGUGAAACUAUGUUUGUUAGUCAUCCUCCUCUCCACUGCCAAAGGCUUGUUCAAAUUCCUCAUCUCGUUCGCUGCCUUCCCUUUCUCCUUCAUCCCCCUCCUCUCUCCCCUCUCCCUCGGUGGGUG